Molecule: messenger RNA, 1674 nt
Organism: Puma concolor (puma)
Lineage: Eukaryota; Metazoa; Chordata; Mammalia; Carnivora; Felidae
Source: RefSeq, a predicted model, not a curated record
AUGAGCUGGAGUUGGGGGAAUAGGGCGGCUAGCAGCGCGGUGGAGCGAGCCAGGGACGGCUUACACCUGAGACGGACGCGGCACGUGCCCGAGGUGCAAGUCCAAGUCAAAUGUCGAAGGAGAGCCUCCCUGAGCAACCAAGAGUGUCAGCUGUACCCAAGGCGGUCUCGGCAGCAGCAAGUACCUGUGGUGGAUUUCCAGGCCGAACUGGGACGGCGAUUCUUCGCUGGGACACCAAGCAGUGCAGCCGUGACUGUGGGAAAAAGCAGCAAGAUGCCACGGCACACGGACUAUAGACCCACGCGUAUCCUGCAAGAUGACCGAACAUUCAUUGGCACCUCUAAGGCUUUUGACAAACGUAGGAACGCGAUCCUCCGGAAUUAUGAUGAAUCCAGCAAGAUCAGGCCAAAGAAUGCGAAGCGGCCAGAGCGUGAAGAAAAGCGGGUUGGGGGUCUGGUGUUGCUACGUAGGGAGAACUUGGGUUUCCAUGCCUGUCAAGGACCACCCCCCAGAGACCCUGGCAUUGCUCGGGUACCACUUGCUGGAGCGGGAGGAGGUCCUGGGGUCGGCAGGGCAGCGGGCAGAGGAGUGCCAGCCGGUGUUCCAAUCCCCCCGGCUCCUGCUGGAUCUGCAGGCCCCGUGCGAGGGGUUGGGGGACCAUCCCAACAGGAAAUGGCUCCACAGGGAAGAGGUACUGUAGCAGCUGCUGCAGUUGCUGCUAUUGCCAGCAUUGCUGGAGCCCCCACCCGGUGCCCACCGGGACAGGGGACCCCACCCACUCCCGUGGGCGGAGCUACACCACCUCCAGGCAUCAGGGCUCCUCCACGUGGUAUGAGACCACCCAUGGGCCCACCAAUUGGGCUUCCCCCUGCCGGAGGGACGCCAAUAGGCAUUCCCCCUCCAGGAAUGAGACCCCCUCCGCCAGGUAUUAGAGGUCCCCCUCCCCCAGGAGUGUGUCCACCAGAACACAAUACUGUCAAUCCUUCUCAAGUCACUCCUUUCUCUGCGAUGUGUCCAGUGAAACUACAUACAGUGUUUUGGUUGGACCCAGUAGGAAGCCAGAGAGCAGGGGGCCCUGUGGACACAACUCAUGCAGGUGGAACAGCUCUGAGGUGCGCUCCGUAUGUUCUCCUACAGCUUCUCGGGGGUGUGAAGCCGCAAUUGCCCACAGAGAUCACGCGCAAGAGGGCGGCUCAGCAGGAGGGAGUGUUUUUGGCCGCCGCAGCCUCUCCGAGCACCAUGUGCACAGGUGACGGCAUCUCUGCAAAGCCCGGAGCCAGGGAAGCAGCUGAAGCCGAGCAACCCCAAGCUAGUGAAGGAGGAGGAAGUUGGGGUCAGUGCGGGAAGGUGCGGGAGGAUCGCAAGCAGGGAGGACAAGAGCUAGUUUACGCUUUUGCCAGGUCGCCUCGACCCCAUGCAGGGAGCGGACCGGAGCAGGACGAGAGUGUGCAGGGAGAUCUGUCAUUUGACCUCCACGUGAGUCCAGAACCCGUGUGGGGCCUCCGCACUGGGGUGAGGGCAGCCUGGCAGGUUCACGCCACUGCGCCGCACAAAGAGCACCGUUCUCGCCACGCGCUGCGGCGGGAAGAAGUGUGGCGAGCACUCCCGCGUCCCACGGUGAUCCUGGAAAUGUGCGACUUAGACCAGGGGGUCCUGGUCCUCACCCGAAAAUGA